AUGAAACUGACCUGUGAAUCACCAAAUCCAAGUAAGAAAGAACAUAACAAGGCAACAGAUGGUAGUGGAGGGGUCAAGUACGCUGAAGUAAUUAAAGAAGAGAAAAGUGAAAGGGAUUUGUCAAUGAUAUUCGUCUCACCAAUGUCAGUUGUGUCGCCUAGAUUUGCAUUAUUUGGCAAGUUCAAGAAGAUAAAAAAGAAUGCAAUGACAUGUACGAUAAAUCCAAGAAUCACAAUAGGAUCGCGUCCAAUUUUAUUUGAUGUUCUAGCUCCAAGUAAUCCAAACAGGACACCACCAGAAACUUCACCAACUCCAAUGAAAAUUCCUGAUAAGCCAACAAGUUGUUUGGCAGAUUCACCAAUGGCUUGA
Molecule: messenger RNA, 369 nt
Organism: Clunio marinus
Lineage: Eukaryota; Metazoa; Arthropoda; Insecta; Diptera; Chironomidae
Source: the annotation of a GenBank genome assembly